Molecule: messenger RNA, 1978 nt
Organism: Platichthys flesus (European flounder)
Lineage: Eukaryota; Metazoa; Chordata; Actinopteri; Pleuronectiformes; Pleuronectidae
Gene: dcn
Product: decorin
Exons: 8
Coding region: 194-1276 (360 amino acids)
Molecular function (GO): protein binding
Source: RefSeq, a predicted model, not a curated record
UCUCUCCUCCCCUUGUUGUGACAGAGCACACCUGCCUGAUCUUGGCUGCACGCGCUCCGAGUCCAAUUACCCCAUAGGCCCUCGCAGCCACUUCACAGUCUCAUCCCCCACUUGACUGGAUUUUUGGGAGUCAAGCUCGUCUCGCUCUCUUUGCCUCACUUUUACUGAGAACAGGCUCCCUGCUAGCAGCGCCAUGAGGUCGGCCUGUCUCUCUCUGCUCCUCGUCACCGCCUGCUGGGCUCUGCCCUUCCGCCAGGCUGGCUUCCUAGACUUCAUGAUGGAGGAUGAGGCGGGAUCAGGUGAUACAAGUCCCGUUCUGAGCUUCCCUGCCCCGCGUGAGGGACCCAAGUGCCCCUUCAGAUGCCAGUGCCACCUUCGUGUGAUCCAGUGCUCUGACCUCGGUCUGAAGUCCGUUCCCGGGGACAUUCCCGACGACACCACCCUGCUGGACCUGCAGAACAACAAGAUCACCGAGAUCAAGGAGAACGACUUCAAGAACCUCAAAGGGCUGCACGCUCUGAUUCUGGUGAACAACAAAAUCACAGUGAUCCACGCCAAGGCCCUGAGUCCUCUGACCAAGCUGCAGCGUCUCUACCUGUCCAAGAACAUGCUGAAGGACGUCCCUGCCAACAUGCCCAAGAGCCUGCAGGAGCUCCGCAUCCACGAGAACGCCAUCACCAAGAUCAAGAAGUCCUCCUUCCAGGGCAUGUCCCACAUGGUCGUCAUGGAGCUCGGCUCCAACCCUCUGAAGAGCGCUGGAAUUGAGGCCAGUGCUUUUUCUGACCUGAAAAGAGUCUCUUACAUUCGCAUCGCAGACACGAGCAUCACAGAAAUCCCCAAAGGUCUUCCCAGCUCUCUCUCCGAGCUCCACCUGGACGGAAACAAAAUCAGCAAGGUGUCAGCCGACAGCUUCAAGGGCCUGAAGCACCUGGCUAAACUGGGCCUGAGCUACAACGAGAUCAGCUCUGUGGAGAACGGCACCCUGGUGAACGUGCCCCACCUGCGCGAGCUGCACCUCGACAACAACGUCCUGACCAGCGUCCCCCCCGGCCUGCCCGACCACAAGUACAUCCAGGUGGUCUACCUCCACGUCAACAAGAUUGCCGCUGUGGGAACGGAGGACUUCUGCCCCCCCGGCUUCAACACCAAGAAGGCCAUGUACUCCGGCAUCAGCCUCUUCAGCAACCCCGUCCCUUACUGGGAAGUCCAGCCCAUCACCUUCCGCUGCGUCUUCGACCGCUCCGCCAUCCAGCUCGGCAACUACAGGAAGAAGUAGAGCGUCCCCCGAGCGCCUCCGCGAGGAAGUGUGUGUUUGUAAAUGAGUGUGUGAAAGUUUUGUAAGCGUGCGUGUUUGACCGCAGCCCCACAACACUGACCCCUUACCGACACUGCCUCCCCCCCGCAAAACGAUGAUGUCAAUAACCCCACGCACUCGUUUCCAAACCUUGUAGUGGACAUGGACCUCAAACACAACAUAUCAUUCUUAUUAUUUGCAACAGUAGUACGAACACGGCUUUCAGCUAAAACCAGCAUACGACGGUGCCGCUCUCACUCACAGCACGUUCACAGCACAACCAGUUUAGCAAACAUCCGCAAAGUAAGCUCCCACGUUCAUGCCGCGACAUAUUUAUGUGCAUAAUAUGUUGAACAUCAGAGAUGAAGCCAAACCAAAAAGAUUUUCGAAAAUCUCUCUCUCAGUGGAAUAUAACCUGUAACUGUUGUAUGUCCCAGUUUCUGCCUAUUCUCCAUAACGACUUAUGAGCGCGCUGACCUGUAGAGCAGGCAGCGGGGGGGUCAACUUGUGUAUUUACCUUUUAACAGCUGGUAUACUAGAAUGUCCUAGAUAUUACCUGUGUAGUAGGAACCGCAUCCGGAGUGUACCAUCAGCACGCUGCACUCGGGGAGAGAAACAACCCAACGUUUCUAUUUGUAUUGUGUAUCUCAGUUCAAGUAGAGAUAAAAGCAACCGUGACUUCUA